Messenger RNA from Planococcus citri (citrus mealybug), 10335 nucleotides. It is a transcript of the gene osa, whose product is annotated as trithorax group protein osa. The record is from RefSeq and is a predicted model, not a curated record. The transcript is spliced from 23 exons. Gene Ontology annotation, biological process: regulation of transcription by RNA polymerase II; positive regulation of DNA-templated transcription; chromatin remodeling. Gene Ontology annotation, molecular function: nucleosome binding; DNA binding. Bases 663 to 8726 code for a protein of 2687 amino acids. Gene Ontology annotation, cellular component: nBAF complex; SWI/SNF complex; brahma complex. NCBI's taxonomy places the organism in Eukaryota, Metazoa, Arthropoda, Insecta, Hemiptera, Pseudococcidae.
UUUACGCGAAACGUAGUUCUUUGUUAGAACGAUGGAAAUAAUUUAGAAAAAUGUCGCUUUAAUCGAGUUUUCCAUUUAAAAUGGGCUCCGUUCGGUAUAAAAUUUCGUUCUAAAGAUACGUAACGAUGGCAGGAACGUACUCGCGACUGGUAUAAGUUUGUUAUUAUUUUGUUGUUUGUACAGAGCGGAUGUAUACAUAUUAACCUUCCAUCCUAACCUCCUUUCAUUUCGUGUUGGGCCAACAACAACCGAUCUACUAAUACGUGAAUGUGAGAAAAUAAUAUAAUAUUAUUAUAUUUUUAGUAAAUGUUUUUGUGUAUUUCGCCUUUUUUGUUUUCGUGUGUAAAGUUUUCAUAUUUUUUUCCCCCAUUUUCUCUCGUGUAGUAAAAAAAGUAACGUAAAUGAAAAUAGUGUUGUAAAGUUUUAUUUGAAAAAAAAAAAAUCACGAUGGUGUAUGUUAUUCGGAUGUUGGCGUUUGUGAAUAUGUUCGCGUUUAAUUCGCAUCGUAGUCGUAGUGGUGAAUAUAAUAUUAAGUGAUGUUACAAGUAUGUUUUUUAGUGAAGUGGUUCGCACACAGUUUCGGUGUAACGUAAACAAACGCUGGAUGUAUUUGAAAAAGCGGUUAUGUGACUGCUUUGGCAGCCGUUGCCUCGUCGGGUAAGAUGGCUGCGACGCAAGCUGAAUCUUCUUCGCAGUUAAAUGAUACAAAUCGCGAACAUUUACAACUACUACACGUCGAUAAACAGCAACCAUCCGAGAUAGUAGGUAACAGUACUUUCCAAAAUGGCACCGAUAAAAAUGCUGCGGCUAAAUCGGCCAACAACGUAGUCGCUUCCGAAGUACAAGUAUCCGGCGGUAAAGUGAAAUUCUCGACGCAUUAUUCUUCGGCAUCGGCAGCGCCAGCGCCAGAUAUGAGCCAAUAUAGGCAAGAUUCGAAUUGCGGCCCGCCAAUGCAUAAUGAACAAAUCAACGACGAUUGCGCCACCGCCAACAAGUUGAACGCCGAGAAAGCCUAUCUGCAAUGUAUCGAUAACGGAAACGAAAUUAAUUAUAAUAAAGGGUUACCAGAACCGAACGCUGCGGCGGCGGCGGCCGCAGCCGCAGCCGCGUCCAACGUUCAACAGAAUUACAAUAUGCAGUAUUCGGCUAGAAAUUACAUAGGUCAUCCGGAUCAUGGCGGUGGCGGUGGCGUUGGACCGCCUCAACAACAAAUGAAUAGCUCAGAUCCGGCGGCGGCGGCGGCCGCAGCAGCUGCGGCGGCUGCUAAUACCAAUACUAAUAACAUACAUGGCGGCGGUGGAGGAGCCGGACCACCUAAUCAGUACGCUAUGAGACAUAAUUACCCUAAUUCUAAACCGAUGCCGCCCGGAUCGAGACCUAUGCAACCUCCCCAUAUGAACGCACACGCUGUCAAUUUCAAUCCCCAUAGUCAUCCGCAAAGGUUCAUGUCCGGCCAGAGUAUAUCGCAACAAAUGGGCCCAACUCCUACCCUAAAUCAACUCCUACAGUCCUCGAACCCGGUGCACAGAUAUCAGAAUAAUUACGCCGAGUACCCGAAUCAGAAACCAGACUCGCAAGCUCCGUUCAACCAUGCCUGGAAUACCAGACCUAUGCCUCCGUACAUGAAUCAACAAAGCCCUGGACCAUAUCGGGCUCAAAUGCCGCAGCAACAGAACGCAUCCGUACGCUGCAACACGCCCGGACCCGGGGGACCAGGUCCGGGAGGCGGCGGUGGCGGCCCGUACCCGUCUCAACCUCCACCAGGCGCUUCGGGGCCGCCACCGGCCGGCAGUUACCCGUCACACCCGCCGGCACCAUCGUCACCGUCGUCUCAUCAAGGCCCACCAUCGGGACCGCCGGGACCACCGGUGGUCGGUGGUGGUCCUCCGCCGCCCGGCCCGCAACCGCCUCCAGGAAGCUCUCAGCAACCUGGAGGACCACCGGGACCGCCUCCUCCGCAACAGUAUCAACCGUAUCCGGGUCAACGGUAUCCGGUGCCGCCGGGUGGUCCGCCUCAGCAAGCGCCGCCGGUUCGGGUGCCCGCGUAUCCGGCUCCGCAUCAUCAGAUGGGAUCACAUUACGGGCCGAUGAGCCAAGGACCAAAUAUGCAAGCGACUGGUUCGCCUUACGCGCCUCCUAGCGAUCAAAGGUUACCGUGGUCUCCGAUGCCACCGCAACAGCAACAGCCACCCGGACCACCGCAACAGCCGGGUGCCGGUGGUCCGCCGAUGCCACCCGGCCACCAACAACCGCCGGGGCCGCCACCGCCCGGCGGUCAGCCGGGUCUACCGCCUAUGCAACAACAACAGCCCCAACCGGGACCACCGGGAGGGCCGCCUUCGCAACAGCAACCGCCACCCGGUGGUCCUCCGCCUCCCGGCCAACAACAGCAACACGGCGGGCCGCCGCCGCCUCAUUCGAAUUCGCAAUCGCCUCAGCAUCCCCCCCAGCAACCAGCCCCCUCACAUAUUCCACCGAAUAGUCCGGUGCCUCCGGCGCCGUCGACGCCGACUCCGCACUCGGCUUCGUCGACGCCGCAACAGCAUUCGCCCCAGUCGGCGUUAACGUCGCCCCAGUCCGCGCAUCCUGAAGCGUCGCCGCAGCAAACGCAUCAGCCGCAGCAGUCGCCGCAGCAUACGUCUCAGUCUUUCGGCAGCAGCAGACCAAAUUUAACGUCAACCACACCCGAACCAGGGGACUUGACGAGUCAGAAUAGCAAUGAUAGCUCCAGCGGUGGUGGGCCUCAGGCCAUGAGACCAACUCCUUCACCAACUGGCUCUACUGGAUCUCGGUCUAUGUCACCUGCUAUAGGUCAACAAAACAUUCCAAUGCCUCCUCGACCCUCAAGCGGCCAAUCUGAUAGCGGCUCGACGAGUAGCCAAUCGCGGUUAAGUCAUUCCCCAAUGGCACCUACCCAAGGAGGUUAUCAACAACCGUUAGGGCCUCCUCCUCAUAUGCAUAAUUAUAAGAUGGGCUCGGCAGGUCCGCAAGGUCCGCUGCAUCCCGGUACAAUGAUUCCUAAUCCAUCGGGCGGACCGCCUUAUUCGCAGAUACCACCUCAUCAACCGUUUAAUCAGCAAGGCGCUUACCCAGGUCCAGGCCGAGGCGUACAAAGUAUGCCGCCGUAUCACCAAGGCUACGGCAUGCAGCAACCGGGAGCCGGUAGUCAUAGUCAGUAUCCGGCACGACCGAUGCCGAAUCACGUACCGCACUCACAAUUUCCCGGAUUUCAAGGUUGGCCACCACCAAACGUCAGCGUUACCGGUCCUUCUCAAAUGAGCAGUCCGGGCACACCGUCUCCUACCAAUCACAUGCCAUCGGCCGGGCCACCAGGAAAAGGCGUACCGCCACCCGCGUCUUCGCCCCAGCAGCAGCAACAGCAACAACAACAGCAGCAACAGCCGCCGCCGCCAUCGCAGCAACAACAACAACAAUCUCAACCAUCUCAGGGCCCCGGCGGACCGGGUCAUCCGGGACCGCCAAACCAGCAUCAUCCGAUGCAUCAUAUGCAUCCGCAGCAGCAGCCACCGGGCGGCGGACCACCUCAGCCGUCGCAGUCGCCGCAGCUGCAGCAGCAACCUCCACCGCAGUCGCCUCAAAUGGGUCAGAAUUGCUCGCCCGGGUCGCGAUCGCAUACGCCGCCUCAGUAUCUGAAACAGCAUUUACAGCAUAAGGUAGGAUUUAACAAUAACAGCGGCAUGCCACCUAGUCCUGGACCACCUCCUGGCAUGUACGGUAAUAGUUCACCAAGUCCUGGUAUGGGUCCGCCGCACCAUCAUCCGAUGGGCCCACCAAUACCGGCCGGACCCGGACACCAUCAUAUGGGCGGGCCUGGCGCCAUGGCGCAUAUGAUGCCGCCGCACAGUAAUAGUCAUCACGAUAGUCCAAUGCCGCCUCCUUCGUCUACACCUAAUUCUCACCCGUUGCCUACGCCGUCGAUACAAAGCGAUUCAUCAGCCGGAGGUAUGGACGGUAUGCACCAUGAUGGCAGCGGUGCUCCUUUAACCACUAUGGCUUCUGGAAAUAUGACGAACGUUAGCCAAAUAAAUUCAGGCGGAAUCACAUCCGUAGUGACCACCGGUCCCGAUGGCGCACCUAUUGACGAAGCUAGCCAACAGUCGACGUUAUCUAAUACCUCAGCUGCAUCGGGCGAAGACCCAAGUUCAACACCAAAGAGAAAAGAAUCGGGUAUGAGUAUGAUGGGUCCGAUGAGCGGAUACCUAGGACACGGACAUUCUCAGGGUCCGGUACCUCCGUGUUCUCCUAGCAUGAAUUCGAUGCACGACGAUUAUCCGCCCGAAGGAAACGCGCCGUGGUCGAGAACGCCUUCGAGUCCGGUAUUUAAUAGCCAUAUGUCACAGGAUAUUUACAGAUCAAAGAAGAACGACAGUCUGGGAAAACUGUACGAAAUGGACGAUCAUCCGGAUCGACGAGCUUGGCUGGAUAAGCUGCUACAUUUCAUGGAAGAACGUAAUACAGCUAUAACGACGUGCCCGUCCAUCUCCAAGAACCCUCUCGAUUUAUUCAGAUUGUAUAUGUACGUGAAGGACAGAGGGGGCUUCAUGGAGGUAUGCAAGGUAACGAAGAAUAAAAUCUGGAAAGAUAUAGCCGCUUUGUUGAACAUCGGAGCGUCUUCGAGCGCCGCGUACACGUUACGUAAACAUUAUACGAAAAGCCUGCUGCCAUUCGAAUGUCAUUUCGAUCGAGGCGGUGUCGAUCCGCAACCUUUAAUUAAUCAAGUCGAAUCGUCUACGAAGAAAAAGAACGCGAAAAACGCUUCGGUUCCGUCACCAGGUACGGGAUCUUCCAAUUCGCAAGACUCGUUUCCUUCGGGAUCCGGUGCCGGUAUGGACGGGUACGGUGGAUAUGGUGGAUACGCUAAUGAAUACGCUAAUCAGAGAGGUCCGCCUCAGAUGCAGAGUAAUCAAGGUAUGUCUUCGCAACCUGGAGCUUACCAAAGUCAACCAGGUUACAACCAGUAUCCGCCGACCGAUCAGUACGGGCAGCAGUAUAUGGGUGGCGGACCGUAUCCGCAAUCCAGACCUAUGUAUCCGGUCUACCCACCGGAUGCUGAAAGAGGGUACAGUCAAAGCGGCGGCAGCAACUCGAUGGGUGGUCCCGGAACGCCGGGCGGUCCUCCGCAGCAACAGUCAGCGCCUAGUCCAGCCGUGUCGUCCGGUCCGGGCCCCGGUGGCUCGGAUCCGUACAGCAGAUCUCCAUACGGCCAACCGAUGUACCAUCCGGCUCGACCACCGUUCACCGGCGGUCCCGGCGGACCACCUGGUAUGCCGCAACAACCACCCGGUAUGCCGCCUCAACAGCAACAGCAACAACAACAACAGCAGCAGCAGCAACAACAGCAACAGCAGCAGCAGCAGCAGCCGUCGUCGAUGCCACCCGGUUCUUCGGCCGGCGGUCCGGGAGUCGUACCAGGUCCCGGGCAAACGCCAAAUAGUCACGUUGUACCGUCUCCUCCGCGACCGGAUUCGCAACCUUCGCCCAGUCCGUAUCCGCCUUCGCCGCAGCAGCCGGGCGGACCGGGAGCACCACCUCAGCAACCCGGCGGUCCGCCCAGUCAGCCGCAUAUGGCCCAACAGCAAGGACCACCGGGUUCGGGACCGCCUCAGGCGUCUCAAACCUCGCAGCCGCCUCAACCGGUUACGUCGCAGCAACAACAACAGCAGCAAGUACCUCCGUCGCAAUCUCCUCAUCACGAGUUUUAUAGGCCGGAUCAGCAGUACAUGAAUCAAAACCAAAUACCGUCGACGGGCGGAGCCUCCGGGUAUCCGGGAGCCGGAGUGCCCAACAAAGGUAUGCCCCCUCCGCCGGUGCAGCAAUCGCGUCGACAUCCGGAUUUCGCGAAAGACUCGCAACAAUCGCCGCCUCCGCAGUCGUACUCGCCGUACAACAACCAACAGCAGCAGCAGCCCAGACCACCGAUGUUUGCCGGCUGGCCCAACGAUAGCGCCAAUCGUAACCAGUAUCCGAGAGGUCCGUAUCCAGGGGCGGCGCAGGCCAACGUGCCGCCCAACGCUCCGCCGCAGCAGUGGGGCCAAGCACCGAUGCCCCGAGCGCCGGUACCGCCGAAUGCGCAGCCACCGCCGAACGCCCAGUGGGAGCAGCACAGGUAUCCGCCUAAUGCGCAGCAGCAGUCGUUUCCACCGCCUCAGCCGGGUCAAUGGAAUAUGCAGUCGAGUGGACCUAUGGUGCCGAAUUCCAACUUGAGACCGCCUGUUAGAGGAGCUAAUUUCCGUGAUAAAUCGUUUCCACCUAUACCACAACAAGCUCAAGCGGUAAAACCUGUACCAGCUGGCCCGGUACUACCGCCGCAACAGCAACCACCUCCUACGCCGGUUCCGGCAUCGGUGGUGGCUCCGCCGCAGACGGCGGUCCAACCGACGUUCGCGGCAGCAUCUCCGGUGGCGGCGGCGGCCGUCCUAAAACGCGAACCGGUCUAUCCGGCCGAUAGCGUCGAGGCUGUGACUCCGUUACUCUACAAACGUAAACGUCUAACGAAGAACGACGUGGCGCCGGUGGACGCGUGGAAGCUUAUGAUGAGCUUGCGAAGCGGCCUUCUCGGCGAAACGUGUUGGGCACUCGAUGUGCUGAACAUUCUACUGUACGACGACACUGGUGUGCAAUAUUUCGGUCUAGCUCACCUGCCCGGUUUGCUGGAUAUCCUGCUGGAGCACUUUAAUCGCAGCCUCACCGAUAUGCUGGAGGAUUCGGCGAAUCGCUGCAGCGAACGUAAAUGGUACGAGAAACCGUACAGCGAGAGCGGCGAGCCGGAUCUGGGACGUGUUACCGAAUCCAUCGACGAAAAGGAUCGUUUACCUUUGAGAACCAAAUUACCAGACUAUACGCUCAAGUCGAGACGCGGAUCUCCGGUCGCCAUCGUGGACGGAUCGCAAGAUUUAUUCGUCAAGAACGGUCCCAGAUGCUGGGAAGACGGUUAUAUUAAGAUCGAAGAUGUAGUCGAACCCGACUCCAGAUACAUAGUAUCGUGCUUUCGAAGCGAAUUCGGUAUCGUACCGUUCGCUCGCCUAAUACCCGAAGUUAAUAGUAAAAAUAAGAAACGUAAAACCGAUACCAAUACAGAUAGCGAUAUCAAUCAUCGAACGAAAACCACCAGCCAGGCAACGACGCUGCUGCAAACGCCCAAAUUAGAACCUAAGAGCGAACCUAGAGAUUGUUCGAAUACCAACGGUGACCUAGCGUCGCCAACGACGACGAAGACGUCGACGGAGCAGCAAUCGUCGCCGCCGAAAAUUAAAACCGAACCGGAAACGACGACGACGACGAAUAAAGACGAACCUAUGGAAGUAGACGACGAUACGUCUGUUGUUAGUAAAACCGAACCGUCGUCCGAUGAUGCGACGACGACGACGACGACGAUCCCGAAAACCGAACCAAUGGACACGGACGAAUCGCAGCCUGAUAAAAUCAACGGUCACGAUACGACCAGUAGUAACGACGCUGCCGAAGAAGACGACGCCGCAGCAGCAGCUAGCAGAAAAACGACAACGACGACGACGACGACUACGGUAAAACCAUCAUCGUCCGAAGAAGACUCGACGACAACGGCAGCGGCAGACAGUAAUCGAGACGAUCUCGAAUUGAAGCUAAGCGAAAACAAGUGCAAACUGUACGAUCCGAUGGGUACGUUGAAACGGCGCAAGCUAUCGCAAUACGAAGACGAAUGCUAUACGCGAGACGAAGCCAGCCUCUACCUGGUCACCGAUACUCAAGACUCGAUAGCCCGACGAUGCAUCUGCCUAUCGACCAUCCUGCGUAACCUAACUUUCAUACCGGGCAACGAAUACGAAUUCUCGAAAAACUCGCGCUACCUAGCGCUGAUGGGUAAACUGCUGCUGAUCCAUCACGAGCAUCCGCUGCGAACGCAAAAACAGCAGAACUACGAUCGCGAAGACGACACCGAUUUCAGCGACUGCUGCUCCAGUCUGCAAGGCGAAUCCGAAUGGUGGUGGGAUUUCCUGCAUCAGAUACGCGAAAACGUGCUCGUGUCGAUAGCGAAUAUCGCCGGAUACGUGGACCUGUCCAAUUACCUGGAGGAGGUGAGCCGGCCCAUUUUGGACGGAUUGCUGCACUGGGCCGUGUGUCCGGCCGCCCAAGGCCAGGAUCCGUUCGCGACGGCGGCGUCGCUGUCGCCGCAGAAGCUGGCUCUGGAAGCGCUGUGCAAGCUGUGCGUGACCGACGCCAACGUAGAUCUCGUUAUCGCCACGCCGCCGUACUCGCGGCUGGAGAAGUUGACCAGCGUGUUGACCAGACUGCUGUGUAGGAGCGAAGAACAGGUACUGAGGGAGUUCGCCAUCAACCUAUUACACUACUUAGCGGCGGCCGAAAGCAGCAUGGCGCGAAUCAUCGCGCUGCACAGUCCGUGUAUCUCGUUAUUGGUAGCAUUUAUCGAACAAGCCGAACAAAGCGCCCUGGGCGUCGCCAACCAGCACGGCAUCGGCGCAUUACGCGAUAAUCCCGAAUCGAUGGGCACUAGUCUAGAUAUGCUGAGGCGAGCCGCGCGAACGCUGCUGCAUCUAUCUCGGCAUCCGGAUAAUAAACCAUUGUUCCUACAACAAGAGCAACGUCUGUUAGCUCUGGUCAUGAGCCAAAUAUUAGAUCAACAAGUAGCCGGAAUUAUAUCUCAAGUCUUAUACCAGUGUUCAAGAACAUCUUCGUCGCCGCCAACGUCGUCUUACUACGCCAGUUAACGUCGUUAUAAUCGUCGCAAUUCUUUUUUUCAUUUUUUAUUUAACAUGUAUUUAAUGAUACUAUUUAUGAAUUUUUAUUUUCUUUUCUCUUUUUUUCGUUUCGUUUCGUUUCGUUUCGUUCGUUCGUUUGUUUUUUUCUCUCCUCCUCCCCCCGCCCUUACCCCCUGCCCCUUGCCCCCUCCCCAUCUGUCUUUUUUUUGUACAAAUUAUCGAAUUUUUUUAUGUUUUAAGUCACCUUCCGCUAUUUUUAUCGGCUAUUUUUUAACGUUUAUUUUAUACUUUUUUGUACUAUACGAAAACAAAAGCAACAAAAAAAAAAAAAGGAAAAUUGAUAGGAAAAAAUCGAUUUUUAAAGUUGAUGUUGAUAAUGUUUUUUUUUUUUAUCAAAUAAUGCUGUUAUACGAUUUAAUAUAAAUACCUAAUAUUUAUGAAAAAUUCGUGUUUUUUUCGAUUUUUUUCUUCAUUACUUUUUACUCUCGUUUCGUAUCGAGGACGAUGUUACGUUUUUUUCUUUUUUUUUUGUUCAUUUGUUGGAAAAAAAAAUGAAGCUGAAUAAUAAAAGGCGGUCGAUGAUAGGUUUACGUUUCGAUACCUACCUAAACUAGAGAUCCACCAUCUACGUACCUACCUACCUGAAAAAAAAAUACCCUGCCCUGCCACCUUGCGCGAAAUGAUAUUAUUAUUAUAUUAUUGAACGAACCCUCUUUUUAUUUACAUUCUUGUCACCCAUAUAAAUAAAUUUUUUUGUAUACAUUUUAAAUAUUCGUGUACAGAUUUUAUUAUUUGUGUAAAAAAAAAUUUAGAUUUGUAUUGAAUUUUACAAUUUAUUAUCGAUGUAAUAUGAUGUUUUUUUUCUCUUAUUUUUUUUUCGUUGAUGUUUGAAAAUAUUGUGUAUUUAAAAAAAAAAAAAUCUCAAACAAUGAGACUGACAGUGUGAUGUCAUGUACAUUUAAUAUAUGAUAUAUAAAAAUGUGUAUAUUCUAAAGAAUAUAAAACGCGCGCGAUGACGAAAAAAAAAUUUUAGAUAAAGGCCAAAAAAUGAAAAUUAUGGUAAUGUGUAUAAUGUGGAAUUUUUUUCUCGUUUUUAUUUUCGUUUUUCGUUUUAUUAUUUUUCUAUUUAUUUAUUUCAAUUUUUUUUUUCUCUUUCUUGGUUUAUAUACCUGAAUAUUUAUUGACGCGUACGCGGUGCGGCGACGUACGCGGGAUAAACGAUCGUGUUUUCUUUUUGUUUCUUCUUCUUUUAUCGACGACAUCAAUUACGAAUUUAAAUAUUAAAUGUACUUUAUAAAGUGUGAUAUAAUCCAAACUCCUUAUGUUAAAGAUACUUAAAUUUAUUAUUAUUAGUGUAUCGUUUCAUUUUUUUUUUUUUUUUGUUGUUUCUUUUUAUAUGCCUAUGUAUACAUAUGUAGACACAUUAAAACUUGUACAUUUUAAUAUAUAGAUGAACGAUUGAAUUGAAUUUAGAAAUGAAUUUUUUUUAUUUAUUUUUUUUUUCGUUUUUUGUUAUUCUUUGAUAUCUUCAAAAAUGCUGUAUUUCUAGUUUACGUAAUUAUGUGUUAUUUAAAGGAAUAAAUGUAUAAUAAUUAAUGAAAGCGCUCAUUCCGAUAAA